Messenger RNA from Eubalaena glacialis (North Atlantic right whale), 960 nucleotides. RefSeq names its product LBH domain containing 1 (gene LBHD1). The coding region runs from base 1 to 876 and encodes 291 amino acids. NCBI's taxonomy places the organism in Eukaryota, Metazoa, Chordata, Mammalia, Artiodactyla, Balaenidae. The record is from RefSeq and is a predicted model, not a curated record. The transcript has 5 exons.
AUGGCCCUUGUGCCAGGGAGCAGCGAGGAUGGGCCUUGGCCUAGAGAUAGCCCAGGCUCCUCCCAGCACCCAGAAAGUCCUAGACUGACCAACCCUCUCUGGGAGGACAGAGGAGAAAUUGGCCAGGUUGAAGGUCGCCAGGAUGUUCAGGUUAGUACUUCCCCACCUUGUGUCUUGCUGUUGGCUUAUAUUCCAAUUUGGCCCAAGCCCCCUGCUGUGCCCAUCCAGGUUGUCUGUCAAAAGACCCGCCUCCCCUCCAUCGUGGUGGAAGCCUCUGAGGCUGAGGCGAGUGAAGAGAGUGGGGAGCUCCGGUGGCCACACGAGGAGCUGCAGCUGCUCACUGAUGAUGAGGAAGAGGAGGUUGAGGUCUUCUUCCAGGACCAAAGUGAAGAACCAGGCUGGACUUGGAGCUCACUGGACCCCAAAUCUCCCUUAAGAACCUUUAACCCAGAACUCAGCUGGGGGCAGGAACAGGUAGAUCAAGACGCCUCCUGGAUUCCGGAGACAGAUUGUCAGGAAGCCCCCAAUCCCUGUCCUCUCUGGGACUCAGCAUCACGUUCCCGUGUCUGCAGAAGCUGCUUUGUGGAAUAUUCCCAUUUCCUGCCUCCCAGGAGCUUUGAGGGAGCUGAAGAAGAAGCUGUUCAGGCGACGGCGGGUGUUGAACCGGGAGCGGCGACUGAAGCACCAGGUGGUCGGGGCUGUGAUAGACGAAGGGCUGAUCACGAGGCACCACCUCAAGAAGCGGGCGUCCAGUGCACGUGCCAACAUUACUCUGUCUGGGAAGAAGCGCAGAAAACUCCUCCAGCAGAUCCGGCUUGCCCAGAAAGAGAAAGCAGCCAUGGAAGUGGAAGCCCCCCUCAAGUCAGCCAGGACUAGUGAACCACAGCCCAAAUCAAAAAAGAAGACAAAAGCCCCCCAGGAUGUAGACAUGGAGGACCUUGAAGAUAAGAGCUAAAUCUC